Penicillium alfredii is the source of this 723-nucleotide messenger RNA. RefSeq lists its product as uncharacterized. Lineage: Eukaryota; Fungi; Ascomycota; Eurotiomycetes; Eurotiales; Aspergillaceae. Gene Ontology annotation, molecular function: ATP binding; protein kinase activity. The record is from RefSeq and is a predicted model, not a curated record. Gene Ontology annotation, biological process: protein phosphorylation. The coding region runs from base 1 to 723 and encodes 240 amino acids. The transcript has 3 exons.
AUGGGUGCACCACUCGUCAACCCAGACCUGGCCUCUAUGCAGCUCAAAGCGGAGAUCGGGCACUCAGAGGCGUCGUCGAUCUUUUGGAUAGAGUUACAGGGCAGCAGUUAUGCAUUAAAAGUCGUGGGUGUUCUGGACCUCCACAAGAGAAGUUUCCAUGACAAUGGUGACCCGGGGGUCACGAAGAACGGCCGCGAUCUCAACCGCUUUCGCAACGAGGUGAAUGCCUACAAGAAUCUUGAUGCAUUUGGCGUUUGUGAUAGCGGCCUCGUCCCAAAAUACUAUGGCUCUAUCGAUCGACUUAACCCCUCAUCCUACGAGCCAUGGCUCAACGGCUUCGUGGAUGACAAGUUUCACCCUAACGCUAUUCUACUCGAAUAUUUGCCAGACCCCGAGCCGCUUAACUGCGUGAAUUACUCGAAAGAGCGCCAUUCCAAAGCCAUGGAAGCGCUUGCUCAAGUCCACAACGCCUUGGUCGUCCACAAUGAUAUUUAUCCUAAGAAUAUCCUCAUUGUGCCGGGUUGCCCAGAGAGGGUGGUUUUGAUAGAUUUCGACGUCGCGAAAACGUUCCCCACGAAGGAACUCAUGGAUGAGGAGUUGGGCAUUCAAUCUCCGAGACCGAUCAAGGCCGCUGAAUAUGAAUUUGGGAUACUAGGGGGCUUUGGAAAGGCUUUGGAGGAAGAUCAAAAGGAGGGGCUCCCUCCUAACACGUCGUUCUACUGA